CCCGGGACUGGCGCUGGGGCGCUACCUCUGCGGGCCUCAGUUACCAUGGCUGCUCUUUUCUGCCCGGUUCCCUUUUCCUAACUUCUGGACAGUGGUUUAAAAUGGCCUUGCUGAGGCAUCUAUCUGGAAGAUAGAAAGGGUCUCUCACUGAACCUGAAGCUCAUCAAUUGGUUAGACUGGCUGGCCAGCGAGUCCCGAGACCUGUCUCAGCCUCUUCAGCACAAGGGUGGAUUACAGGUGUGGAUCAUCCAAACUCCUGAGAAAUCUGGCAGGUAGUAGUAUGGGAUAUGACCUGCCACGGCCCCCAAAGAUACCAGGCAGGAAGCAAGAGGUGCCAUUGAAGCUAAAAUGAAGAGAAUUUAAUGUGGAUGGACAGAACAGCUUCUGUGUGUUCCUUCCAACUCAGCUGUUUCUGAUGCCUGGAAGCUAUUCUUUCAGCCACAAAGAUGGUAAUAAAUCUUUGCCUCCCACAGUUCAGACCAAGAAUUCACUGCAAUAAGGUGUCAGCUGAUGGUUAUGAAGUAGAAAACCUCAUCUCUGAAGACCUCAUAAAGAGAAGCCAUGGCUUUAGGACAGAGUAUUUCAUUAGACCACCAGUCUAUGUGACAGUUUCCUUUCCCUUUAAUGUGGAAAUCUGUAGGGUUAACAUAGAUCUCACAGCUGGGGGAUGUCAGAAUGUCACUGGCCUGGAGUUAUACACAUCUGCCUUAUCUAGCAGAGCCUCUCGGGAUUCACAUGAGUGCUGGACUACAGACCCGAUGGAGCUAUCUGUCCCAGACAAGGAGGCAUUCACCUUGGUAGGCAAAGUCUUACUGAAAAACCAGAACCACGUGGUGUUCAGCCACAGGGGCUUCAAGGCCAGGCCACCUUUUAGCCCAAUGGAAGUCACACUCCUCUCUCCUGCUGUUGUAGCCCAGGAACUCUGGAAUAAAGGGGCUCUUUCCCUUAGCCACGUGGCCCACCUCAAGAUCGGAAUCACCCAUGUGACAGGCAGUGGCGUCUCUUGCAUAAAGCGUUUAGAGGUAUGGGGUCAGCCAGCCAAGACCUGCUCUCAGGAGGUGAUAAACAGUGUCUUGUUGAUAGCAUCAGAAAGCAUGCCUAAGGACUUGGGUCUGCACACUCCGGUCUUGCCCAUGGAGAGUGACUGUGACCCUGAGGGUCAAUCUGAGGGCCAGCAGGCUCCCUGUGUCUUACAGGAGAUGUCUGAGAUGGUUAAUGAUGUGCCAGAGGAGUUCCUAGAUCCUAUCACCCUGGAGAUCAUGCCAUGUCCCAUGCUGCUUCCCUCAGGAAAGGUCAUUGACCAGAGCACUCUGGAGAAGUGUAACCUCAGUGAAGCUACUUGGGGCCGAGUGCCCAGUGACCCUUUCACAGGAUUAGCCUUUACCCCACAGUCCCAGCCCCUACCUCAUCCUUCCCUGAAGGCCCGGAUCGACCGUUUCCUCCUCCAGCAUUCUGUUUCUGGCUGCCACCUGCUUGGGAGAGCACAAACUACAUCAGCAAUGACCCCUUCUGUCAUUACCCUGCCCUCAAGGAAAAGGAAGCCGGAGCAGGCUGAACACAGCUCAGACUACAGCCUUGGCAUGGAUGCUUCUUCCUCUGCUCCCAGCCCUCUGCUCUCACCCACUACCUCAGAGCCUACUGCCAAGAAGAUGAAAGCCCCCAGUGAGCCCGCCCUCGCGGAGAUGGACUGUUCAGCAGGUCCAGUGUCCCAUGAGCAGAAGCUGUCGCAAAGUUUAGAAAUUGCCUUGACUUCUACCCUUGGCUCCAUUCCUUGCUUCACUGCCCGGCUCUCCAGGGGGCAGCUCCAGCAGCUGGGCACAAGAGGGAGUGGUGCUGCCAGGAGACCAGCCGCCAGCUCCGAGCACCCCAGGAGUGUUUGUGGUCCAGAGUGUGCCUCCUGCAAAAGAGCGUUUUCUUCCUACUCCACCAAGGAGCCUGUGUACCAGCUGCCCUGUGGCCACCUUCUGUGCCGACCCUGUCUGAAUGUGAAGCAACGCUCCCAGCCCAUGAUGUGCACAGCCUGCCAGCAGCCAGUCACCAGCCAGGAUGUGGUUCGGGUCCACUUUUGAGUAACGCGAGCCUCAACCAGAGAAGCCCCAUUUUGGGGGAGACCUGCAGGUGGAGGAAGCAAGAAUAGAACCCCAGCGCCCCUGUUCUCUCUUGGGUUUUAGCACCUCCUGGUGUGUUACGGAGCUGGGCAGGACACCCCACUCCUGCUUAGGCAACAACAGGAUAAUGAAGCCAUAGGCUGGCUAGGGGGGCAUUCCUAUCCUCCCUGGCCGGCCUUGCCACUCCCCAACCAGAGCCCCAUGUUACCUGCACACAACCUUUUGUUUUAUUCCAUUUUGUUUUGAUUCUUUGAGACAGGGUUUCUGUGUAUAACAGUCCUGACUGUCCUGGAACUCACUCUGUAGACCAGACUGGCCUCUUCCUCCUGAGUACUAAGAUUAAAGGUGUGUGCCGCCGCCACCACCACCUGGCUGCACACAACCUUCUAAUGGAGCUUUGUGGGUGGUGUUCAGUAGACUGUGACUUGGGACCUCACACAGCCUUCUCUGCCUCAGGGUCACUCCGAAGUAGACCAUUGUAGGGGUUGUUAAGCACAUGACUUAGCCAUGUGUCCUCCCAACCCUGCAGACACUUGGAGCCUUAAUACAAAGACAGUUGACAUUCACUGAAGCUUCCUCCUGGCACACAGGCCAGCACAGCCAUGUGCAGUGCCUGCCGCCUGUCAGGCAGUGGUUUCGAUCUGUCCAGCAUGGGUGUGUCAGUGCUAGGGACGGCCAGUAGCUUCUAUCAGGCCAGGUGCCGGAGUCUGUCUGGUUGCUCUGGUGCCACUCUCUGAAGGAGGAGAUUGCUGUUCUGUAUGUAGCCCACUGCAGGAGAAUAUUUGUGUAUAGGCAACAUCUUUAACCAAUUCUGUCUAUGUAUAUGGCACAUGUGUGCCAUGGUGUACCUGUGGAAGUCAGAGUACAGCUUCCAGGAGUUGGCUCACCCCUUCCUACUGUGGGGUUCCAGAACUGAAAUUCAGGUCAUUAGCACGUGGCAGUCUCCUUUAAUCUCUGAACCACCUCACUGGCUCCGUAGGCUACAUUUUUUUUUCCAUUCAAAAUUAAACUUUAUGGAGUCCCAAAGAA
Molecule: messenger RNA, 3137 nt
Organism: Peromyscus maniculatus bairdii (prairie deer mouse)
Lineage: Eukaryota; Metazoa; Chordata; Mammalia; Rodentia; Cricetidae
Gene: Ubox5
Product: U-box domain containing 5
Biological process (GO): protein polyubiquitination
Cellular component (GO): nucleus
Molecular function (GO): ubiquitin protein ligase binding; ubiquitin-ubiquitin ligase activity
Source: RefSeq, a predicted model, not a curated record